GGGGAAACCUGGGGGAUAGCCAGGUAGCCGGGCCCUAGACCGCAUCGUCUGCUGGUGAGCUGAGGGGAGCCUUUCAGGAGUGAGGGGUAUCUGUGAUCCUGGCCCCAGGACAGAUCCUGGGGGCUGGGAUGCUGGGUAAAGAAGGGUGAUGUGUUUGUGUGUGGGGUGGGGCGGGGCGAGAUGUUGCUGACAUCUGCUUCAGUAUCUCUGAGUCCUUGGGACUUAGGACCCAAUUAAGCUGGGACCCAAUUAAGCUGCCCUUUGGGCUUGUUUCAUCGCUGCAGGGGAGCCCCGAAAGCACUGCCAGGAUGUGGGUUUAGUCCUUUAUGGACACUGAGUCCCUGUGCCCUGGACAUUCCCUCUUAUUGGCUUUAUGAAUCUGCGUAUUAAGCCAAAUGUCCCUGUUUGCUUUGGAAAACAUGAUCAUGGUAUUUAUGGGUCGGCUUCCCUUCCCCUUGGAGAUCAAGCACUUUCUCUCUUGACCAGUAGAGGGCAGUCACUGACAGGACGAAGCGGGGUGGGGGUGGCGGUGCAGAAAGGUGGCUGUUUUCUGGGGCUGGGAGAAGAGGUCUAGGAGCUGGCCUGACCUCUGACCCCUGACCAUGCUUUGCUUUUCUCCACAGCCUCCCACAGCUGUAUUGCUGAGCAAGCUACUGAGGCUUGUUCUUACCUGAUGUGCAAGGGAACAGGCAGGCAUGGGGUUCCGGUGGAUUUGGGGCACAUCUUUCAGGGGGUGGCUAUAAUUUUCAGUCUGGCCAUUCCAAUCCAGCAGUCCCCCAACUUGCGGUAGAGGGAAUAAUCCUGCUUAAAUUGUCCCUUGAAGUCAGGUCCCUGGAUCUCCUUCAGAAUGGUGCUUUGUGGGAAAUAAGCAAUAGGCUUCUCUGUGCUGUGGGCAUUGUGAGCCAGCGUUUGCGGGAAAGUCAGCUCCAGUGUGACCUUGACCCGACUUCAUCUUGUCCAUUAGCUCUGACUCCAUUCUCAGGAUGGUGAUUCACUGGCACUGAAGGGAGGCUGCACCUGGCUGGCCUCACAAGCUUUGGGUGGUGGUGGAUGACAUGACAGGGGGAUGGGAAAGAGGACUGAUUGCUGGGGGUGUCCCAUUUCCCCCCUCCCUGAGUCAGAUCUGGAAACGGCUGCCCCUGCAGGCACCUCCCCGCCAGGGAGGUCAAGCACUGAGAGAGAGGCCCUGGAAAGAGCCUGGGAUGCUGACUCCCCAAAACUCAACCCCAGCUGCCUACUCCACCAGCCAGCUGGGACUCCCAGAGCUGGUGGCCAGCUGGAUAGGGACAAGAGAGCAGUGUGCAAGAAACAGGGGCUCCCUGGGCACGGCUGGGAGGGGGGUGCUGAGGGAGCCUGAGAGGACUUCCUGCAGCUGUCAGGUGUGUCUGGGGGCUGUAGCGAGGGGGGUGUAAGAGCAGCUGGCGCCCUUGAGGAGGGCCAGAGGGAUCACUUGUCAGCUCUAGGAAUGUGUAGGUUCCACGGGGGCUUCAUGGGGUGACUGCAGUUCCCUCUAGCUGGGGCUGUUGUCUGUGUGUGUAGGUGCUAUUCAGGAGACAUCCUAUGGCCCGGAAUCCUCUAGCUUUGGCUGGGGGCAUCGCAGGGUUUAGGGGCAUAUUUGUGUGUUUUGAGGGGGCUUUGGAUCUUGGCCAGCUGGACUGGGAGAUUCUUCCCCCCACCCCGGCUCUUGGCUGGACUGCCCCGCUCUGGCAGGCUGCCGGACUCCUAUUUCCGUCGGGCACCAGGGUAACAGGGCCACAUUAGGGCCUGAGCCAGGAGACGCCCAGCCAAGGCUGGGACUGGGAGAUGGGGGAGGGUCUCCGAAGGGUCUGCCUGCAAGGUCCAGGACCGACUCUCUGGUGUCCAAGCCCCCAGCUCAGGCUGUGCACUAAGCCCUCACAGCCCCAGACAAGCGCGACGGGGGCCUCUUUGUAUAUUGCUGCCUGAUUGACCUGGCCCCCACCCUAAAAUCCCAGGGGUUGUCUGCAGCUCUGGGGGCUGGGGUGGAAGCCAGAGACAGGGGCCUUGUGUGCGGGGAGGAGGUGGGGGCAGCGCGGGUGGCUGGGAGGAAGAGUCCCCCCAUUCCCGCCGCCCUCUUGGCAGUGAUUCAGAAAGGUCCUUUUUCAGCCAGUGUCAGAGCUGCUCAGCUGCGGAGGGAGGGGGGAGGGAGGCGGGCUGUCGGGGGAGCCAGGGAGUAGGGCUGGAGCCGUGACCACUGCACUGGAGAGAAGACAGAGAAACAGGACCGAGGACCCAGGCUGCAGUCAACUGAGAGAAGAACUAACUCUCUCCUGCCAGGGUAGCCAGCUGUGGAAACAGCUGUAGAGCAGAGAAAAGGGGACCACCCUAUUCUUCUGCUCCAUUUCCCACCCCUGGUGUGGGAUUUGGGGGGUCUCUGGGGCAGACCUCUGGCCACCUUCACUUCUGGGCAGAACCUGAAAUUCAGGAGCUGAGACCACUGCCCACCCCACCUCCCUCGGGCCAGAGCCCCGGUGACCUGGUCAGGGGGUCCAGCUCCGUGGAGAUGCCAGCAGCUCGUCGGUUCCCUGGCCUAGAGCUCUCCUUCCCUCUUCUGGCCAGACUCCGGCGGAGACUCUACACAAGGCUGGGGAGCAGCAGCAUGCAGCCGGAGGAGGGCACAGGCUGGCUGCUGGAGCUGCUGUCCGAGGUGCAGCUGCAGCAGUAUUUCCUGCGGCUCCGCGACGACCUCAACGUUACCCGCCUGUCCCACUUUGAGUAUGUCAAGAAUGAGGACCUGGAGAAGAUUGGCAUGGGCCGGCCUGGCCAGCGGCGGCUGUGGGAGGCUGUGAAGAGGAGGAAGGCCAUGUGCAAACGCAAGUCCUGGAUGAGCAAGGAUGAAGAGCAGCCGACUCCCUGGGGAGGGUGGAGACAGACAGCGCCAAAUGGGCAACCCAGAGACGGGGCCAGGGCUAAAAAUGGACAGGAGGUGUUUGCAAGGGCCCCUAGGGCUCCUGCCCAUCUGCUCGGGUGUUCAGUGGAAAGCGGCUGGAGGCUGAGUUCCCCCCUCAUCACUCUCAGAGCACCUUCCGGAAGACCUCACCCACCCCCGGAGGCCCAGCAGCAGAGGGGUCCCUGCAGAGCCUCACCUGCCUCAUUGGGGAGAAGGACCUGCAUCUCUUUGAGAAGCUGGGAGAUGGCUCCUUUGGCGUGGUGCGCAGGGGCGAGUGGGACGCCCCCUCGGGGAAGACGUCCCCACUCUGGCCAGGUGAGUGUGGCUGUGAAGUGCCUGAAGCCUGAUGUGCUGAGCCAGCCAGAGGCCAUGGAUGACUUCAUCCGGGAGGUCAAUGCCAUGCACUCGCUUGACCACCGAAACCUCAUUCGCCUCUAUGGUGUGGUGCUCACGCCGCCCAUGAAGAUGGUGACAGAGCUGGCACCUCUGGGAUCGUUGUUGGACCGGCUGCGCAAGCACCAGGGCCACUUCCUCCUGGGUACCCUGAGCCGCUACGCUGUGCAGGUGGCUGAGGGCAUGGGCUACCUGGAGUCCAAGCGCUUUAUUCACCGUGACCUGGCCGCCCGCAAUCUGCUGUUGGCCACCCGUGACCUGGUCAAGAUCGGGGACUUCGGGCUGAUGCGAGCACUACCCCAGAAUGACGACCACUACGUCAUGCAGGAGCACCGCAAGGUGCCCUUUGCCUGGUGUGCCCCUGAGAGCCUGAAGACUCGCACCUUCUCCCAUGCCAGCGACACCUGGAUGUUUGGGGUCACGCUGUGGGAGAUGUUCACCUAUGGCCAGGAGCCCUGGAUUGGCCUCAAUGGCAGUCAGAUCCUGCAUAAGAUUGACAAGGAGGGGGAGCGUCUGCCCCGGCCCGAGGACUGCCCCCAGGACAUCUACAAUGUCAUGGUUCAGUGCUGGGCUCACAAGCCAGAGGACAGACCCACCUUUGUGGCCCUGAGAGACUUCCUGCUGGAGGCCCAGCCCACUGACAUGCGGGCCCUUCAGGACUUUGAGGAACCAGACAAGCUGCACAUCCAGAUGAACGAUGUCAUCACCGUCAUUGAGGGGAGGGCUGAGAAUUACUGGUGGCGUGGGCAGAACACACGGACGCUGUGCGUGGGGCCCUUCCCUCGCAAUGUGGUAACCUCUGUGGCCGGCCUGUCAGCCCAGGACAUCAGCCAGCCCCUGCAGAACAGCUUCAUUCACACAGGGCAUGGUGACAGUGACCCCCGGCACUGCUGGGGCUUCCCUGACAGGAUCGAUGAACUGUAUCUGGGAAACCCCAUGGACCCUCCCGACCUGCUGAGUGUGGAACUGAGCACCUCCAGACCCACCCAGCAUCUGGGCAGGGUGAAAAGGGAACCUCCACCUCGCCCUCCUCAGCCUGCCAUCUUCACUCAGAAACCAACCUACGACCCUGUGAGUGAGGACCAAGACCCCCUGUCCAGCGACUUCAAGAGGCUGGGCCUGCGGAAGCCAGGACUGCCCCGUGGGCUGUGGCUCACGAAGCCCUCUGCCCGGGUGCCGGGCACCAAAGCGGGCCACGGGAGCAGUGAGGUCACACUCAUCGACUUCGGUGAGGAGCCCGUGGUCCCGGCCCCACGGCCCUGUGCGCCCUCACUGGCGCAGCUGGCCAUGGAUGCCUGCUCCUUGCUGGACAAGACCCCGCCGCAGAGCCCCUCGCGGGCCCUGCCCCGGCCCCUGCAUCCCACGCCGGUGGUGGACUGGGAUGCGCGCCCGCUGCCCCCGCCUCCUGCCUACGAUGAUGUGGCCCAGGAUGAGGAUGACUUUGAGGUCUGCUCCAUCAACAGCACCCUCGUGAGUGCAGGGCUCUCUGCUGGGCCCAGUCAGGGCGAGACCAAUUAUGCCUUUGUGCCUGAGCCGGUGCGGCUCUUCCCUGCCCUGGAGGACAACCUGUUCCUCCCGCCUCAGGGUGGGGGCAAGCCGCCCAACUCAGCCCAGACCGCAGAGAUCUUCCAGGCGCUGCAGCAGGAGUGCAUGCGACAGCUACAGGUCCCAGCCGGCUCUCUGGUCCCCUCGCCAAGCCCGGUGGGCGACGACAAGCCCCAGGUGCCCCCCCGUGUGCCCAUCCCCCCGAGGCCCACACGCCCACGUGGGGAGCUGUCUCCAGCCCCCUCGGGCGAGGAGGAGAUGGGGCGGUGGCCUGGACCUGCCUCCCCUCCCCGGGUACCACCCCGGGAGCCCCUGUCCCCACAAGGCUCCAGGACCCCCAGCCCCUUGGUGCCACGCGGCAGCUCCCCGCUGCCACCCCGGCUCUCCAGCUCACCUGGGAAGACCAUGCCCACCACCCAGAGCUUCGCCUCAGACCCCAAGUAUGCCACACCCCAGGUGAUCCAGGCACCUGGCCCCCGGGCUGGCCCCUGCAUCUUACCCAUCGUCCGUGACGGCAAGAAGGUCAGCAGUACCCACUACUACCUGCUGCCUGAGUGCCCACCCUACCUGGAGCGCUACCAGCGCUUCCUGCGUGAGACCCGGAGCCCCGAAGAGCCGACCCCCAUGCCUGUGCCCCUGCUGCUGCCCCCUCCCGGCAUCUCAGCUCCUGCUGCCCCCACUGCCACCGUUCGACCAAUGCCUCAGGCUGCCCCAGACCCCAAGGCUAACUUCUCCACCAACACCAGCAACUCAGGGGCCCAGCUGCCAGCCCUGAGGGCCACUGCUCGGCUGCCACAGAGGGGCUGCCCCGGGGACGGGCCAGAGGCUGGACGGCCAGCAGAGAAGAUCCAGAUGCUGCAGGCCAUGGUGCAUGGGGUGACCACAGAGGAGUGCCAGGCGGCCCUGCAGAGCCACAGCUGGAGCGUGCAGAGGGCUGCCCAGUAUCUGAAGGUGGAGCAGCUCUUUGGUUUGGGUCUGCGGCCGCGAGGCGAGUGCCACAAAGUGCUGGAGAUGUUCGACUGGAACUUGGAGCAGGCUGGCUGCCACCUGCUGGGCUCCUGCGGCCCAGCCCACCACAAGCGCUGAGAUGUCUGGAGACCCAGAGGAUCUGCCCCGAAGGAAUCAUUUGAGCCUGUCCAUCUGACGAGGGUGGGGAGACGCCCUGCCGGGCCUGGAGGACCUGCUGCACCUGCUGCCCCCAGUGGCAGAGCGAGGCCAAGGCAGCAGGAGGCUGGGAGCCCCGCCUUGCCUGUCCCUCCCUCACCCAGCGCUGUCCCUGCAACUUCGGAGCUCUCAGUGCACCCAGCCGAGGUGCAGGAGGGAGCCUCUUGUAGGCAGGCCUGGGGGUGGCCUCAGAAGGCCCUGUGGCUGACCUGCCUCUGGCUUCAGUCCCUGGUGGGGCCUGUAGCUGAAAUGUGUUGCCAGGCCCUGCCGGCGGGGAAGCCAGGCUUGACCCCGGGCAGGGAGGAUGUGUUGGCCAUGCAGAAAGGUGGACCAGCACCCAGGGCGGGGGGCGGGGGCCCUCCCCAGGGAGCCCCUGGCGGCAGUUGGGGUGUCGGACGGAAUGUGACUUGUGGCCUCACCAUGGACGUGUUAUGGGACUUGGCUGGUGUUAGGAUCUUGUGCCUGGAAAUAGCCUGAGGUGGCUCAGGUAGCAGAGCUAGGGUGCCAGAUCGUUCUCUGGCAGGGACCAGGGCCCAAGGCCCCAGGGUUGGAAGGAGACCAAGGGGGCAGCUGCCCUGGAGGGACACCAGUGCUUCCUCUGACCCAGCUCUUCCCCUGUGCUGUUCUUUGUUUUCCCACCAGCCUCUUGCCAAAGUUUCUGCCCCGGCUAUGAAUAUCUGCUUCUUCCAGAGAAAUAAAGUUAGUUUCUAUUUUAUGUUA
This is a messenger RNA of Orcinus orca (killer whale), 6730 nucleotides long. It is a transcript of the gene TNK2, whose product is annotated as tyrosine kinase non receptor 2. The record is from RefSeq and is a predicted model, not a curated record. Lineage: Eukaryota; Metazoa; Chordata; Mammalia; Artiodactyla; Delphinidae. Bases 2522 to 5932 code for a protein of 1136 amino acids. Gene Ontology annotation, molecular function: ATP binding; protein tyrosine kinase activity; protein serine/threonine/tyrosine kinase activity. Gene Ontology annotation, cellular component: extrinsic component of cytoplasmic side of plasma membrane. The transcript is spliced from 17 exons. Gene Ontology annotation, biological process: signal transduction; protein phosphorylation; negative regulation of epidermal growth factor receptor signaling pathway.